Neltuma alba is the source of this 2444-nucleotide messenger RNA. Its product is annotated as protein LNK1-like. The transcript is spliced from 9 exons. NCBI's taxonomy places the organism in Eukaryota, Viridiplantae, Streptophyta, Magnoliopsida, Fabales, Fabaceae. The coding region runs from base 474 to 2207 and encodes 577 amino acids. The record is from RefSeq and is a predicted model, not a curated record. Gene Ontology annotation, biological process: circadian rhythm; regulation of DNA-templated transcription.
ACAUUCAAUGCAGAUAAAAGCGGUCAUAUAACUUGAGGUAUGUCUUUUUUUGUGUAUAUGGUCUGCAGAGAAGCAUUUUGAGGAGAUAUAUUGCAAAGGAUAAAUGACACUAGAUCAAGCGGUUGCGUAUGCGUUCAAUGGUGGAUAAAAUAUCUCAGAGCAAUGUCAAAAAUCUGCAUGCUUGAGUUAAGGUGAGCUGGAGGAAAUGUGGCAAGUAUCCAGUACCAUGGUUGGUGGCAGAUCUUGGUGAUAAGUGGAGAAUGUGCCUUCAUAUAAUCAUAAUCUUGUAAGCAGGCUAUUAUGCAAUCCGAGUUGAAAAGAGCUAGGGGUGAAGAAAUGCCUUGGUAAUUAUUAAUAAGACUCCAGAGUCACUACGCUUUGAAUAGCUUGUUGUUGAUUGGUGGUGAGUGUGGCUGAUGUUACUGUCAAUGUGAAGCUACAGUACCGUUAAAUGAUUGAAGAUAACGUGUGGGAUGGAUUUGUGUGAAAAUGAUCAUAUAGUGGCCUUAUCUGGUGAUGAACAUACGGAUCAGUUUGCAAUAGAGGCUGACGGUAGUAAGAAACAACGUCUGGAAUUUCAUGGUACUAGAAGUACUGAUUUAAGCACCUAUGAUGCUCACGGUCAGAAAGAGUUUUACUCACCAACUAUUACUCAGGAAGAAAUAAUGCUGGAAGAGGGGUCAUGGUCUCAUCAAAGUGAAGGUGUCUUUCCUUCACGUGAUAGUGAGGCAUGUAAAGAAGUGAAAAGACCAUCAUCAGAUGAUACAAGGAUGUCAGGUCAUCAUUAUAAGAGUAGCAAUAUAGAUUCUAUUGACAGUGAGCUUUGCAUGGAUGACACUGUGCUCGGAGAUAAGUGUGUGGUGGAAGAUGAUAGUGUGUGUGAAUACCCAAUCAACCACAUAUCCGAAGCUGACAAUGAACUUAGCUUUCUUGACAAUGAUGGGUGGCUGGAUAUAGGGAACUUUGAAGACGUUGACAGGAUGUUUAGGAGUUGUGAUUCUACUUUUGGAAUGGGAAGUCUAAACAAUGAAGAGGAGUUCUGCUGGCUUUCCUCCUCAAACGGCACUGAUGGAUCUGAUGAUGUAUCAAAAUGUACAUUUAAGUUAUCAGGAGCUGAACCGAGCCUAUUAAAAAAUACAUCAGAUAAUGACACAGACUCUAAGGCCGGUACUGGUGGUCUGUCAAUCAAUGAUUCCAAUAAGAAAGCAUCUUCGUUCAAUAAAAAAUCGAGGACCCGGAUGGAUGUGGAUGAUUCAGUCCCUGCUUCAUCAUCAGUGCUCAGUGAAUCAGACAUUAAAUCUGGUGGCAUUGAUGACUCAAUGCCUAAAGAAAAGAGGAAACUGUCAAAGCCAUCAGAAGGAAGAAGGAAAAGCGAAUACCUAGAAAACGGUAAUGCUGUUUAUCCUUGUGCUCCAUUAAAGCAAUAUGGAGAUGUAAAGGAAACUUUUGGAGCAUCUUCUGGCAAAGUUAGUAGUUCUCAAGUUAGCAUCCAGAAACGUAAACCAAACAAUGAUUCUGAUUCAUUAGGAUGCUUACAAACACAGUUAACCGGCCACACCCAGGGUAUACUGAUUUUUCAAGUAAUACUGCCCUCCUUCCAGCUCCAUCCGGAUCCAGAUCUGAACACAAUAGCCUUCCAUCUCCUUCUCUCAAAUGAAAAGAGAGAAAGAUUAUAUCAUCCCAAUGCUGCACAACCAUUGACUAAGAGUUUCAAAAUUGAAAAUAUGGCAGGUUCAUUGCCAUGUCAAAGUCCAGUUUCAGCUCAGCAGCUAGUGCAUCAGUUUGAAAAUGAGAAUGAAGGCCACAGUGAAGUUGAUGGAGUUAGUGUAGGAUUUUCACAAGAAACAGAGUCCUCAAAUGUACAGGAAAUCUCAUCAAUGAGCUCAGUGGAUGAAAUCUCACUUGAAGCAAGCUUUCGCCAACUGCAAUUGGUCAUGGAUCAGUUAGACAUAAGGACCAAACUGUGCAUAAGGGACAGUCUAUACCGCCUGGCUAGGAGUGCUGAACAAAGACAUAACUAUGCCAAAGGAAACGGUAGCAUUGGAGAGAAUAUUGAGGCCUGCAAAGCGAUGAUGACUCAAGAUGUGAGCGGGUGUUCUGGGUUUGUGGACAUGGAAACUGAUACCAAUCCUAUUGAUCGGUCUAUAGCACACUUUUUGUUUCACAGACCUACUGAUUCGUCAGUGAUGCCUCCUAGUGAAAAGUGAUACCAGCUUUGGCAUUAUUUUUGUGUAGAAUGUGUAGCUUCAAGUAUAUAUGAAAAUGUACUAAUAUUUGGGGCCUACUGAGACGCCUAAUUUACAUUUUUUUCCUUUUAGCCCUGUGCACUGGCAUUAAUGUAUAUUCUGCUGAUAAUCACAAUAUAAGUUAGCUGCUAAGCGUGCUUCAGCUCAUUGAGUAUACCAGAUUUAUUUGUAUUAAAGUUUGUGACUGUUGUUUAUCUA